AACAGGCUCGGACAACCCUCCAAAAGCUGUUGGGGUUCUCCAAAGCUUCACUCUCAUUUACCCUUUUACCCUUCAUUUUAUAUUUCCAUCUUUUCCCUCCUCAGAUUCAAUUUCGAUUUCCCUCGCUGAGAGAGAGAGAGAGAGAGAGAGAGAGGGGAUUAGGGUUUUUAGCUUGGACUCCACCAUGGACGGUGCUUUCGUCCUUGGUUCAGAAAAUUCCGUUGCUGGAGAUGAUAUGACAAAAGGAGUGGUAAAGGGAUCCAAAAUUGGAAGUGCUGCGAGGAGGAAGCUUGCCGACAUAAGCAACUUGCAGCAGCGGCCUAAAAUGGUAAAUCAAGAAGCAAAGCAGCUGCCCAUUUCGCUUACAACUAAGGAGUAUGUUGAAAAGCUACAGAAGGAAAACAUGACACUGAUGAAGCUUCUUGCAGAAAGAAAUAAAAUUAUUGAAUUGAGCGGAAUUGAAUUACAGAAGCUGAGAAUCAAUUUGCAGAAAAUGCAGCAACAGAAUUUGCAACUUGCCCAAGCAAACAGCCAGAUGUUGGCGGAACUUAAUUUAGGUAAAGAUAGGCUAAAAGCACUUCAGCAUGAGCUUGGAUGCAAAAAUGGCUUGCUUAACGCAAGAAAACUGGACUUGGAGGUCAAAGCAAAAAGGUUAAGAUGUCAAAAUACAGGAAAUGAGGUAGGUACAUCUAAGUGCAAUGAGGCAGGGGAAUCCUCUCAAGCAGAUAAGGGGGACUAUAAACCUUGUCAUACCAACAGGAGACGGCAAUCAAAAAAUCAAUCUUUGGUCCCCACCACUGCUGAACCAGUUCCUGCCAAAGAGAAUGUUGAAAAUAAGAGACUUUGUUUGAGAAGGCAAUCUGCAAGGUUUAAAUCUGAAGAAUCAGAACCAACUGAACACUUGUUUGAGAUAGAUAAAGCUUCAGGCCCUACGAUUGUUAAAUUAGUCCAUACUAAAGAACAUGCUGACAAGAAGAGACGUUCAAGAAGGCAAUCUGCAAGAUUUAAAUCCGAAGAACCAGAACCAAAUGAAGAUUUGUUGUGCAAUGAGGCAGGAGAAUCCUCUCAAGCAGAUAAGGGGGACUAUGAACCUUGUCAUACCAACAGGAGACAGCAAUCCGAAAAUCAAUCUUUGGGCUCCACCACUGUUGAACCAGUUCAUGCCAAAGAGAAUGUUGAAAAUAAGAGACGUUGUUUGAGAAGACAAUCUGCAAGGUCUAAAUCUGAAGAAUCAGAACCAACUGAAGACUUGUUUGAGAUAGAUAAAGCUUCAGGCCCUACGAUUGCUAAAUUAGUCCAUAUUAAAGAACAGGGUGACAAGAAGAGAAGACAUUCAAGAAGGCAAUCUGCAAGGUUUAAAUCCGAAGAACCAGGACCAAUUGAAGAUUUGUUUGAGAUAGAUAAGGCUUUGGGCCCUACCACUCUUAAACCAGUCCACCAUGCUAAAGAGAGUAUUGGCAAUAAGAGGCAAUCUGCAAGGUCAAAAUCUGAAGAGCCAGAGCAAAGUGAAGACUUCUUUGAGAUACAUGAUGCCAAAUUUCCUGUCUCUCCUCUAAUUGAUGAUUCGGUGCAUGAAACUGAUCCAAUGGCACCAGCAUUGUCAAUCAAAAAAGAAGAUGAAGGAAAUACUGCCCUUAGUUUAGAAGCUCAAGAGAUUCGAAGAUCUUCUGUUGGAAGGCCGUUGCGUCGAGCAGCUGAGAAGAUUCAGUCCUACAAAGAAAUUUCAAUCAAUGUGAAGAUGCGUCGACAGCAAGAUCUUAGAAGCGGUUCCUUAAAGUAGCAAGAGAUGGUUGAUAACUAUAAUUUGUGGCUAAUGGUUCUUCAAAGAGGAGCAACUGGGAGUUUCAAUGUCAGAAGAUGGAGUUGCAAGGGCCACAAUCCAAAUUAAAAAAGAAAAUAAAAUAGUGCUAGAAUUUCUUUUGGAAUGACCAAUGCCACACAUACCGGUUACACAUACUGGUUAAGCUCAUUGAGUGAUGUGAUAAUGUUUAUUGACUCAAUGGAUGUAUCAUGUAUGCGAUGCAUGGGAUGGUCUCUCCAUGACGCAAAUGGUGUGUAUACAGAAUAUUGACAACAUUUUUUGUUCACAGGUUAACCAAUUUGGUUAUGCAUUGCAUCUAAACUAGUUUACUAAUAUAUUUCAUCAUACAUAAGCAUAGCCAAUUUGGUAA
This is a messenger RNA of Alnus glutinosa, 2171 nucleotides long. RefSeq names its product SHUGOSHIN 2. Bases 185 to 1780 code for a protein of 531 amino acids. Gene Ontology annotation, cellular component: chromosome, centromeric region; nucleus. The record is from RefSeq and is a predicted model, not a curated record. The transcript has 16 exons. Gene Ontology annotation, biological process: meiotic sister chromatid segregation; maintenance of meiotic sister chromatid cohesion. NCBI's taxonomy places the organism in Eukaryota, Viridiplantae, Streptophyta, Magnoliopsida, Fagales, Betulaceae.